AUGGCUGACCGCAAGGCUACCAACAAGUACUACCCACCCGACUGGGAUCCCUCAAAGGGCUCUAUCAACAAGCAUGUUGGACAACACCCACUGCGAGACAGAGCAAGGAAACUCGACCAAGGAAUCCUCAUAGUGCGCUUCGAGUUGCCUUACUCCAUCUGGUGCAACGGCUGCAACAAAUCCGCCGCCACCGGUGUCCGAUAUAACGCAGAGAAGAAGACCAUCGGGAAGUACUAUUCGACACCGAUCCUUAGCUUCCGGAUGAAGUGCCAUCACUGCUCAAGCUGGUUUGAGAUCCAAACGGACCCCAAGAACGCGGCAUAUAAAGUAACGGCAGGAGCAAGGCGUAAAACGGAUGAUUUUGCAGAAGCAGAAGACCGCGGGACCCUCAAAAUCGAUACACCUGAAGAAUUCUCUCGACGCGCCAACGAUAAAUUCGCAAAACUCGAAAACUCUCGUCUCGAUCAUAUCAACACCCUCCAAGCCGACGCCACAGUUCUCACUAAACUGCAACAUAUCAGCGACCGACAAUGGAGUGACCCCUAUGCGCUUUCACAGAAGCUGCGGAAGGAGUUUCGAAUGGAGAGGGCAAAGAUUAAGAGCUCAGAAGCGCUUGCGGACAGGAUUGGGGUUGGGUUUAGGAUCUUGCCUGAGAGUCAGGAGGAUGCUGACGCGACAAAGUUGGUGGAGUUUGAUGCUAGGGAAAAGGCGUUGAUGAUGCAGAGGUUGAAGGAGAUAAAGUCCGGGAAUCUGUUUGCGGCUGCCAAGAGUGCUCCCAAGAACCAACACCAGCAGAAGAAUUGGAGCCGCGUUGCAACAGCAGAAGGAAGUAGUGUGACAGGCGGUCGCGGUGGAAUCGGCGGAUUGUCCAAGACGAGUACUCUCGUUGCUGCUACGGGAUCUUCAGGAUCAGGAUCAGGAUCGGACAAGGACAGGAUCCUUCGAUCCCUUGCAUCGACUGUCAAGGCCAACACUCAGCUCCAAGUCGACCCCUUCCUCAAUGUUGGAUCUUCAGCGUCGUCCAAGUCCUCAUCUGCCUUGACAGCAACACCACCUUUGACAUCUUCCAAACCACUGCCGCUUGUCGCAUAUGGCGACGACGAUGACGACGAUGACGACGAUUAA
This is a messenger RNA of Linnemannia hyalina, 1125 nucleotides long. Lineage: Eukaryota; Fungi; Mortierellomycota; Mortierellomycetes; Mortierellales; Mortierellaceae. The record is from the annotation of a GenBank genome assembly.